GUGCGGCAGACAGCCUUGUGGACUGACUCAACAUGCUAAACAUGCGGCUGUUAUUCUUACUGUUCAACUUCUUCUCCUCCCCUGCGCCACAAAUUAAACUUCCGGCUUCUUACCUCUCCCGCACAUUUCCAUACCAACUCUUUUUCCGACCUGCCAUCAUCCACCCCCAAACGUAGAUGUACGGAUCGAAUACUGUGCGAUUGGCAUCGCGCGCCUCACGUUCAUCUUUGACUUCAUACACUUCUGUUCGUUCAAUUCAUUUACAAACACAACGUUCAAUCUCUGUCACACCAUUACAAUCUGCUUCCGUAAAAGCUCGCUCUGCUCCUGCUCUCUCUUUUGCUCAACCUGCAUCAACCACCUACCGUUCUUUUUCAUCAACCACAAAGAUGUCCGCUGAAAAGAUCAAGGUAGCCAAUCCCGUCGUGGAAAUGGAUGGUGAUGAAAUGACUCGUAUCAUUUGGCAAAAAAUUCGUGAUGAAAUGAUUUUACCUUUUGUUGAUUUGGAUAUCAAAUAUUUCGAUUUAGGUAUCGAAUAUCGUGAUAAAACAGAUGAUAAAGUAACUGUAGAUGCAGCAGAAGCAAUCAAAAAAUAUCAAGUUGGUAUCAAAUGCGCAACAAUCACACCCGAUGAAGCCCGUGUAAAAGAAUUCAAAUUGAAAAAGAUGUGGCUUUCACCAAACGGUACAAUUCGUAACAUUUUAGGAGGAACAGUUUUCCGUGAACCAAUCGUUUUGGAAUCCAUUCCAAGACCCGUCCCUGGAUGGACAAAGCCAAUCUGUAUCGGUCGUCAUGCUUUCGGUGAUCAAUACCGUUGCCAAAACUUUGCCGUCGAUAAACCAGGAAAGUUCACAAUGCAAUUCACACCUGAAGAUGGAGGUGAACCACAAAAGUGGGAUAUCUUCAACUUCCCCAACGGAGGAGGUGUUGGUUUGGCAAUGUACAACACAAACGAAAGCAUUAGCGGAUUCGCACAUGCAAGUUUCAAGAUGGCAUUGGAUAAGAACAUGCCAAUGUACAUGACUACAAAGAACACAAUUUUGAAAGCAUACGAUGGUCGUUUCAAAGACACCUUCCAAGAAAUUUACGAGAAAGAAUACAAGGCUGAUUUCGAAAAGAAGGGAUUGUGGUACGAACAUCGUUUGAUCGACGAUAUGGUUGCACAAGCAAUUAAAGGUGAAGGAGGUUUCGUUUGGGCAUGCAAGAAUUACGAUGGUGAUGUUCAAUCUGAUAUCGUUGCUCAAGGUUUCGGAUCCUUGGGUAUGAUGACAUCCGAAUUAAUCACUCCUGAUGGACAAAUUAUGGAAUCUGAAGCAGCACACGGUACAGUUACAAGACAUUAUCGUGAACAUCAAAAAGGCAACGAAACAAGUACGAACAGUGUUGCUUCCAUCUAUGCAUGGACUCGUGGUUUGGCUUUCAGAGGAAAGUUGGACGAUAAUCAAGAAUUGAUCACAUUUGCACGCGAAUUGGAAAAUGCAUGCAUUGAAUCAAUCGAUAAGGAUGGCGUGAUGACCAAGGAUCUCGCUUUGGCCAUUCACGGAAAGAACAUGAAACGUGAACAUUACGUCACAACUACCGGAUUCUUGGAUCACGUUCGUGAUAAACUUAAGAAGAAGUUGUCAGCUCAGGGAAUCGGAGCUGGAAAGCUUUAAAAAGAAAUUAGACAAAUUUGAUAUGAUAUGCUGUAUAUAUCUCGCUUAACAUAUGCUCAGAUGAGCUCAAAAUGCAUACUAAUUCACACACG
This is a messenger RNA of Meira miltonrushii, 1747 nucleotides long. Its product is annotated as isocitrate dehydrogenase NADP-dependent. Lineage: Eukaryota; Fungi; Basidiomycota; Exobasidiomycetes; Exobasidiales; Brachybasidiaceae. Bases 177 to 1655 code for a protein of 492 amino acids. The record is from RefSeq and is a predicted model, not a curated record. Gene Ontology annotation, molecular function: isocitrate dehydrogenase (NADP+) activity; NAD binding; magnesium ion binding. The transcript has a single exon. Gene Ontology annotation, biological process: isocitrate metabolic process. Gene Ontology annotation, cellular component: mitochondrion.